AUGGCCUCGGUGGAUUUCAAGACCUAUGUGGAUCAGGCAUGCCGAGCCGCGGAGGAAUUUGUCAAUGUCUACUAUACCACUAUGGACAAGCGGAGGCGUUUGCUGUCCAGGCUAUACAUGGCCACAGCCACCCUUGUGUGGAAUGGAAAUGCUGUUUCAGGACAAGAAUCCUUGAGUGAAUUUUUUGAAAUGUUGCCUUCCAGUGAAUUUCAGAUCAACGUAGUGGACUGCCAGCCUGUUCAUGAUGAAGCCACACCAAGUCAAACAACAGUCCUUGUUGUUAUCUGUGGAACUGUGAAGUUUGAAGGCAACAAACAGCGGGAUUUCAAUCAGAACUUUAUUCUGACAGCUCAAGCCUCCCCCAGCAACACAGUGUGGAAGAUUGCAAGUGACUGCUUCCGGUUCCAGGACUGGGCCAGCUAG
Elephantulus edwardii (Cape elephant shrew) is the source of this 423-nucleotide messenger RNA. RefSeq names its product NTF2-like export factor 1 (gene NXT1). The record is from RefSeq and is a predicted model, not a curated record. The coding region runs from base 1 to 423 and encodes 140 amino acids. NCBI's taxonomy places the organism in Eukaryota, Metazoa, Chordata, Mammalia, Macroscelidea, Macroscelididae. Gene Ontology annotation, cellular component: nuclear pore central transport channel. The transcript has a single exon. Gene Ontology annotation, biological process: protein import into nucleus.